AGGGCUUGGUUGGGCCGAUAUAUUGCAGAAAUUUGGAGUGGCAUUUACAAUACAAACACGAUUACAAAAAGUUUUAUUCUAUUCUACAAUCUUAAGUUUACAAUCCGUGUAGAAUACGCUUUACAGCAUCUUUUUGAUAUCUGUGGUUUGGCCAUCCUAAAAAUAAAUAUUGUCUAUGGUGCAGUCUCCAAAUUGGUGUGGUGGUCGAUUCAUCAAUAUUUUUCCAAGAUUUGUGUGCUGAAUAAAGGCGGGAAGAGCUAUUUCUCAAUUAAAACCUUCAAAAAUGAGCGUAGAAGAAGAUGUUAUGAAAAUACAAAAGAAAUUGACCAAAAUGACAUCGGAUGAUGGCACGGGCCAAGAGGAAGCAUUGGAGUUACUUAAAACCCUGCAGACUAUGGCUAUCAACCUGGAUGUGCUGACUAAAACAAGAAUAGGCAUGACUGUUAAUGCUCUUCGUAAGUCAAGUAAGGAUGAGGAAGUAAUAUCUCUCUGUAAAACUCUCAUUAAAAAUUGGAAAAAGUUCUUGUCCGCGCCUAAUACUCCGUCCAAGGAGUCUGGAGGGUCAUCUAAGUCUAAGAAAGAUUCUGGGAGAGACAAGGAUAAGAAAGAUGACAAGGAAAAAGACAGAAAACUGCCCCAAUCAUUUCCACCUCAGUCAAACACAACUGAUGCUGUAAGACUCAAGUGCAGGGAACUGCUCACUAGUGCACUCAAGGUAGAUGGAGAAAACCCCAAUUCUUGUGGAACCCCCGAAGAGCUUGCUGAAGAAUUGGAAGAAUGCAUAUAUGGUGAAUUUAAGAACACAGACAUGAGAUACAAAAACAGGGUGAGGUCGAGAGUAGCCAAUUUAAAAGAUCCUAAGAACCCGACCUUGCGCACAAACUUCCUCAAUGGUGUUAUUUCUGCUUCUCGGCUAGCUAAGAUGACUCCGGAAGAAAUGGCCAGUGAUGAAAUGAAGAAACUAAGAGAGAAAUUCAUCAAAGAAGCUAUUGAUGAUGCUCAAUUGGCCACGGUACAAGGCACCAAAACUGAAAUGCUUAAAUGCGGGAAGUGCAAAAAGAAGAAUUGCACUUACAACCAGCUGCAGACCAGAAGCUCUGAUGAACCUAUGACCACUUUUGUUCUCUGUAAUGAGUGUGGUAACCGCUGGAAAUUCUGCUAAGACUGCUUUUAAAUCUGUAGACGAAUAUUGUGUCAAUGUAUGAUGUAUCUUAUCAUACAAUGUUUUACUAUGAAUUAUGAAUUUGUUUUUUUUCUAUUUUACUUGUGACCUUACUGCUAACUUUGACAGAGGAAUCACAUUGAGUAGAUAAGGCAUUCUUAGUUUAAUACUAAUAAAUUAAUAUGCUUAUGUAAGUGAAA
Molecule: messenger RNA, 1362 nt
Organism: Cydia pomonella (codling moth)
Lineage: Eukaryota; Metazoa; Arthropoda; Insecta; Lepidoptera; Tortricidae
Gene: TfIIS
Product: transcription elongation factor S-II
Exons: 2
Coding region: 284-1162 (292 amino acids)
Biological process (GO): transcription elongation by RNA polymerase II; DNA-templated transcription
Cellular component (GO): nucleus
Molecular function (GO): zinc ion binding; nucleic acid binding
Source: RefSeq, a predicted model, not a curated record